AUGGAGCCGCCCUGGGAGCUCGAGCUCGAGCUACGGAGGCACAUCGAGAACUGCGCCUGCACGUGCGACCACAUGGGCUACGGCAACUACAUGGACUACCAGGUGGCGCCGGCGGCUCACGCGUGUCUGUGCCGCGCCAUCACCUCUCCGCACGCCCACGCAGCAGUACCCGAAGGCAUGACGUUUCCGGGUUCUUUACCAGACGUUGCGGAGAGAUGUGGACGCUGGGCGCCGGAUUCAUUAUCAGCAUCUGCGUCCGGAAGCUCUGACGAAAAGCCAACGCCGCGACGGCCACGUUGGCGCGUAGCUUUAGCCGCGCUGGUUGUGUUGGCUGCGCUGGGGGCUGCUCUUGCACUGCCACUUGCUCUAGGUGGUGGUGGUCGUGCUACUCCCGAACAGCGAUUAACGACCAUUCGACGCAUGUUACGUGACUCUCCGCUCGUAGAUGGACACAAUGAUCUCGCUUGGAACGUUCGUAAAUUCCUUCACAACAAAAUUGGUGAUUUUAACUUAAGUGCGGGCUUGGAAAGUUUGGAGCCAUGGGCGAGGUCGCGCUGGUCGCACACGGAUAUCCCACGGCUCAGACUUGGACAGGUUGGUGCUCAGUUUUGGUCAGCGUAUGUCCCAUGUGGUGCCAGAGACAAAGAUGCCGUGCAGUUGGCCCUCGAACAGAUGGAUGUCAUCAAAAGGAUAGUCGAAAUGAAUGGGGCACAUCUCGCUUUAGUCACUGACGCAGCGGAACUAUUGGAUGCACAUCGAGAGGGCCGAAUCGCUUCCUUAAUAGGAGUGGAGGGUGGUCAUGCUCUUGGUGAUUCAUUAGCUGUAUUACGUGCUUUUUAUCAUCUAGGUGCUCGGUACUUAACGGUAACUCAUACGUGUGAUACUCGAUGGGCGCGUGCCGCUGGCACCUCAGGUGGACUCACAGAGUUCGGACGCGCCGUGGUUCGUGAAAUGAAUCGCCUUGGUAUGAUAGUAGAUCUUUCACAUGCUGGCGAAGAAACUGCACGUGACGCUCUAGAAACUUCGCAAGCACCAGUAGUGUUUUCUCAUUCAGGUGCUGCAGCAAUUUGCAAUUCUUCGAGAAACGUACCAGAUGAACUUUUACGAAUGAUAGCUGCAAAUGGUGGAGUAGUGAUGAUAAAUUUUUAUGCGAAACUUGUUACUUGUGGAGAGCGCGCGACAGUUGAAGAUGUUGUUGCACACAUUAAUCACGUUCGGAGAGUAGCGGGCGUGGAACAUGUAGGUCUUGGGGCAGGAUACGACGGUAUUGAUGCGCCGCCUGAGGGUUUAGAAGAUGUUUCACGCUAUCCGCAUUUGCUAGCAGAGCUGUUACGCGACCCUGACUGGAGUGAAGAAGAUGUGCGAAAGUUAGCUGGUAUGAAUGUGGUACGCGUUCUUCAACACGUAGAGCGAGUACGAGAUCAGUGGCGACGCGCCGCCGUUUUACCUGGAGAAGAAACUCCAGGUGUCCGCCGUGGCGAGUGCGUGUAUGGGCCUGCG
This is a messenger RNA of Brenthis ino (lesser marbled fritillary), 1500 nucleotides long. The record is from the annotation of a GenBank genome assembly. Lineage: Eukaryota; Metazoa; Arthropoda; Insecta; Lepidoptera; Nymphalidae.